Haliotis rubra (blacklip abalone) is the source of this 1655-nucleotide messenger RNA. RefSeq names its product F-box only protein 39-like. Gene Ontology annotation, molecular function: protein binding. Gene Ontology annotation, biological process: SCF-dependent proteasomal ubiquitin-dependent protein catabolic process. NCBI's taxonomy places the organism in Eukaryota, Metazoa, Mollusca, Gastropoda, Lepetellida, Haliotidae. Gene Ontology annotation, cellular component: SCF ubiquitin ligase complex. The record is from RefSeq and is a predicted model, not a curated record. The transcript is spliced from 3 exons. Bases 28 to 1428 code for a protein of 466 amino acids.
CGUCACAACAACUGAAAGAAUGCAACAAUGGCGUCCUCCAGUAGUUCGGAUAAUCAAUCCAAAGCGGUGAAAUCGUCAAGUUCUACAUACACAGUAUUGACCAGAAGCAAGAGCAAAAGUCUGUCUGCUUACAAGUCAGACUCGUGGUGGAACAAACUGCCAGACGAGGCCCUCAUUCUUGUGUACAGCUACCUUGAAGACAGUGACAGAGCCUCGAUGUCCUCGGUGUGCAAACAUUGGAACAUUAUCUUCCGGACGCCAACCCUCUGGAGGGAGCGUCACUUCAUGUUCGUUGGUAUGAGAGCCACGGAGCAUACGAAGAAAGCAUGUGAAUUUAUUACCCAUGUUGGUCCUCAUCUCAGACGUAUGGUCCUGGAAUGCGGACAUCCAGUUCUUCACACGGCCAGACCCAUCGCAGAAGCUGUAGCAACUUUUCUGGGCCAUACCAUAAAAAUCCCCAAUAUGAGAGUCACUUAUUUCAAAGUUGUAUAUCUCGACUGCUACCACAGCUGGAGGUUUUUCGAUCUGUCAAGGGGAAAACUUAUAGACGCGUUGACUAAAUUCCUUAGAAAACAGAGAAACUUACGAAAGCUUGACCUCUCUGGAGCUCACAUGACGUCAGCAGAAGGGAUGAGGUGCCUCGCUUCCGCAGCGCAAAGUCCUGCCAGGAAAACUAUCAGCUAUCUUCACAUCAAGGACUUUUUCGAGCUACGUUACCCAGCAUUCCAAGACAACCGCUUCCGGGACAAUCUGGCUCGCUUCACCAGCCUCCGCCAGCUCUACCUCAACUACCUGUACGUUGAUGAGCACGUUCUUCAGGUUUUGCGAUCUCACAGCAGAACAAGCCUCCAGUAUCUACGGAUCGUUGUGGACUCGAGUGAACCUUGCAAUCAUAGCAUCUCGGCAUAUUCGUGGCGUGAUUUUAGUGACGGUUGUCCUCAUGCGAAGGUUGUGUUUCAUUUUCUAGGGAAGCUGUCGAUUGAAGAUUACAGAAGGGUGUUUGUCCGGAGUGUCCCGAUACAUGAGGUCGACAUCCUCAGCUGGGAUCGCUACCCGAGUGACCGGGACCCCACCUCUGAGGACAUGUCAGCCGUCCUCGCCCACAUCAUCUCGACUUACUCAGCCCAACUAGUGAACUUCCGACUCGCUUUUGAUCACCUGAGUGACGAACCAAUCGACUCUGCGCUCGUCAUGCUGCUCGACAGGUGCACGAAGUUGAAGGACGUGUGCAUCAACACCGCCAUUAGGAUCGACACGGUUGAAAAGAUUUGUGCAACCCUAAAGAAGAAAAGACCUAGAGUAUUGGAACACCUGGAGUUGAAAGUUCGUGACUUGACCCCAGAGGAAGUGUCCAAGUUACGGGGCAUCGCCAUUUUAAGCAGCGAGGAGCUCGGAUUGCGGAGUGUGGAUGUUCAGCCAGAUGACUGACCAAUCACUGACCUUGACAGACAGCAACGGCCAAUCGGCACUCAGAUACAACCAGUUUCGUUGAGGUUGAUCCGAAAGUCCACCGAUCAUGAUAGAACAAUUGUAGUUCAAAGAUUGUGAAGGAAAUAUAUAUUUCCGUAUCUUAUCGAUCUAUGGGUGUAUGACCGUAUAAUAAUACAUAUUUCAUUAUGUUUUUAAAUAUUUCCGUGCAAUAAACUACAGGUAUA